CUGUCGGUGGAGAGUGGAAGUGCGUUUGAGCGAGACAAGAUGUCUGGACGCGGAAAGACCGGAGGCAAAGCCAGGGCCAAGGCCAAGACCCGCUCGUCCCGUGCGGGGCUCCAGUUCCCCGUGGGCCGUGUCCACAGGCUGCUGCGUAAGGGGAACUACGCCGAGCGCGUCGGUGCCGGAGCUCCGGUGUACCUGGCUGCGGUUCUGGAGUACCUGACCGCCGAGAUCCUGGAGCUGGCCGGGAACGCGGCCCGCGACAACAAGAAGACCAGGAUCAUCCCCCGCCACCUGCAGCUGGCCGUCCGCAACGACGAGGAGCUGAACAAGCUGCUGGGCGGCGUGACCAUCGCUCAGGGCGGCGUGCUGCCCAACAUCCAGGCUGUCCUGCUGCCCAAGAAGACCGAGAAGCCGGCCAAGGCCAAGUGAAUGUCGGCAGCCCGAGCGACAACCCAACGGCUCUUUUAAGAGCCACCCACUUCCGUCCGAAGAGCCAGAGUUUCUAAAAUCCACUCGAGUUGCAUGACAUAUCAUAUAAUAAAUUAAAAUCCAGUAAACAGCAGUCACCCUAGAAAGAGGCGACCAACUUUAAAGAGGAAUAAACAUGAAAUGCU
Xiphophorus couchianus (Monterrey platyfish) is the source of this 611-nucleotide messenger RNA. Its product is annotated as histone H2A-like. Lineage: Eukaryota; Metazoa; Chordata; Actinopteri; Cyprinodontiformes; Poeciliidae. The record is from RefSeq and is a predicted model, not a curated record. The transcript has a single exon. Gene Ontology annotation, molecular function: protein heterodimerization activity; structural constituent of chromatin; DNA binding. The coding region runs from base 40 to 426 and encodes 128 amino acids. Gene Ontology annotation, cellular component: nucleosome.